GGAAGAGUUACUGGGUGUUUUUAUAAGUAGGGUCUUGUUUGCUCAUCUCUUCAUCAGCUCCACGUUUGGCCUGGUUAAUGAUCAUCAUGAUUCGUGCAGCUGCGAUUCUCUGGGUCUUGUCAGCAGUGGUCUGUGUAGGAAAAGGUCAUCACUAUUUUUGUCAUGUCCAAAACACUACCGUGGAGCGCUUCCUCAGUGGAACAGCAAUGAUGAUAUCGGCCAACAAUGAAUUUGCCUUCCACCUGUACAGGGAAUUAUCAGAACUUUCUGACUAUCAAGGCAAAAACAUCUUCUUCUCACCUAUUGCUGUAUUUGUGGCCUUGGCUGAUUUGUCUGUAGGGGCACGAGGAGAGACCCACCAACAGAUUUUAAAUGUUCUGGGGUUGAACAGCUCGCAACUGUCCCAAACUGAUGUAGAGGAACCAAUUUGUGACAUUGUGAACAGCAAACAGGCAAAUGAAGCCCUCACUGCAGGUACUACUGUGUUUGUAGACGACCUGUUCAAGCCUCAGCCUGAGUUCCUGGAUGUCUUGAAUCAGUUUAAAAUCGCUGACUACCGCAGUGUUGAUUUCACUAAACCCAUUGAUGCUGCCAGUACCAUCAAUAAGUACGUUUCAGAUAAGACCAAUGGAACGAUUAACAAGGUGGUUGACAGCCUGGAUCCAAGCACAGUCUUGUAUGUCCUUAGCUACAUUUACUACAAAGCAAAGUGGGUGAUUGGGUUUGAUCCUGCCCUGACAAAGUUGGAUGAAUUCAACGUGGAUGAAAAUGAAAAGGUUUCAGUCCAGAUGAUGAAAGUAGAAGAAUAUUUUUAUACUUUUGAUGAAGAAAUUAGCACAUUUGUCCUCAACCUUCCCUUCAACAACUCCUUCACCAUGCUGCUGUUGAUGCCUGAUAAUAUGACUACUCUGGAGAACAUGAUCAGUCCCACUCACGUUGAUAAAUGGCUGAAUGUGACGGAGUCUAGUGAGUGUGGCAUUUAUAUUCCCAAGUUUUCCAUCAAGACUUCCUACACCCUGAAUGAUGUGCUGAAGGAAAUGGGAAUGACUGACAUGUUUGAUCAUGCAAAUCUGAGUGGUAUUUCUGAAGUGCAGAACCUGAGUGUAUCAGAGGUUGUGCACCGAGCUGCCCUGGAUGUUGACGAGGCCGGAGCCACUGCUAAAGAAAUUGCCAUCUUUGAAUCUGCUUGCUUGAUGCCAGAUUUGAAGUUCAAUAGUCCUUUCAUGUUGAUGAUUGUUGAACGAAGUACAGAGACCAUACUUUUCAUGGGCAAGAUUUCCAACCCAAACCUCUGAAGGAAAAACUUUUGUGGUCAAGCACAGUUGUAAUAAACAUUACAUUAAAAGGAAA
Messenger RNA from Nematolebias whitei (Rio pearlfish), 1350 nucleotides. RefSeq names its product serpin A3-4. The transcript is spliced from 6 exons. The coding region runs from base 78 to 1295 and encodes 405 amino acids. NCBI's taxonomy places the organism in Eukaryota, Metazoa, Chordata, Actinopteri, Cyprinodontiformes, Rivulidae. The record is from RefSeq and is a predicted model, not a curated record. Gene Ontology annotation, molecular function: serine-type endopeptidase inhibitor activity. Gene Ontology annotation, biological process: negative regulation of endopeptidase activity.